UGAUGCCCUGAUGAUAUUAGUUGCUCCCGAGCAAGAACCCUGCAGAGGUUGAAGAGAGAGAAAGCAGCAUGCCUCAUCUGGUUCACGAUUGAGACCAGAAUCAAGUAAGCCCUUCUCUCCCUCUCCAACUUACACACGGGCUUGAUCAAUAUCAUUACCCUUUUUUCUGAAAUGAUUGCCUCACAGCUAAGACAAAGAGGAACAAAACCCAUCACCCAAAUCGCCAAACUCUUGCUCCAAAACCCCAUACCACCACCAACCCAAUCCCACCACAACAACAACCCAUCUGCCCUUUUCUCCCCUACCCAAAACCCUUCAUGGGAUUUACACAUCACUCACUAUUCAACUCAGUCCUCCAAGUUUCCUGAGUACGAGAUGCCCUCAGUCACUUGGGGCGUUGUUCAGGGCCGCAAAGAGCGGCUUGUCUCUAGAGUCAUAAUAUGCGACUAUUUGAAGAGUCUAGGCAUAGUUCCUGAUGAGUUGGAAAGUUUGGAGCUGCCCUCUACUGUUGAGGUCAUGAGGGAAAGAGUUGAGUUCCUCCAGAAGAUAGGAUUAUCGAUCGACGACAUUAAUGAGUACCCUUUAAUGCUUGGAUGUAGUGUUAGAAAAAACAUGGUGCCUGUGUUGGCUUACUUGGAGAAAAUUGGGAUUCAGAGGUCCAAGUUGGGUGAGUUUGUUAAGAACUACCCUCAAGUGUUGCAUGCUAGUGUGGUGGUUGAGCUUGUUCCGGUGAUCAAGUUCCUUCGUGGGCUCGAUGUGGAGAAGAUGGAUAUUGGCUAUGUGUUGCAGAAGUAUCCGGAGCUUCUCGGGUAUAAGCUUGAGGGGACUAUGAGUACUUCUGUUGCGUAUCUUGUUAGCAUUGGUGUUGCUCCUAGGGAUAUAGGUCCUAUGGUGACUCAGUAUCCUUAUCUUUUGGGAAUGAGAGUUGGGACUGUGAUUAAGCCUUUUGUUGAUUUUUUGGUGUCCUUAGGUUUGCCGAAAAAGAUUUUGGCUAGGAUGUUAGAGAAGCGCGCAUAUUUACUUGGUUAUGAUCUUAAGGAGACUGUUAAGCCGAAUGUGGAUUGUUUGGUUGCUUUUGGGAUCAGGAGGGAACUGCUUGCUUCUAUUGUUGCUCAAUACCCCCAAAUUAUUGGGCAGCCUCUGAAAGCUAAAAUGUCGUCGCAGCAGUUUUUCUUCAGUAUGAAGCUUAAAAUUGAUCCUGAAGGUUUUGCGAGGGUGAUAGAGAAGAUGCCGCAGACAGUAAGCCUUAAUCAGCAUGUGAUAAUGAAGCCUAUUGAUUUCCUUAUUGGACGGGGCAUACCUUCAGAAGAUGUAGCGAAGAUGGUUGUUAAGUGUCCCCAAUUGGUGGCACUGCGUGUUGAGCUCAUGAAGAACAGCUAUUACUUUUUCAAGAGUGAAAUGGGGAGACCAGUGAAAGAGCUCAUGGAAUUUCCAGAAUACUUUACUUAUAGUUUAGAAUCCAGGAUCAAACCUAGAUACCAGAAGUUGAAAAGCAAGGGGAUCAGGUGUUCUUUGAGAUGGUUCCUCAACUGUAGCGAUCAGAGAUUUGAGGAGAGAUUGCAAGGGGAGUACAUUGAAACAGAGAUUUGUGGUCCAUCAUUUUGUAUGGGAGGGAAGUUAGAGCUUCCUGGAGUUGGAAAUGAAAUGGUGUCAGAUGAGGAAAAUGAGAGUGAUGAUGAAAUACUUUACAGACGCACUGUUUCCCUGUAG
This is a messenger RNA of Argentina anserina (silverweed cinquefoil), 1710 nucleotides long. RefSeq names its product transcription termination factor MTERF4, chloroplastic. Gene Ontology annotation, biological process: regulation of DNA-templated transcription. The transcript has a single exon. The record is from RefSeq and is a predicted model, not a curated record. The coding region runs from base 172 to 1710 and encodes 512 amino acids. Gene Ontology annotation, molecular function: double-stranded DNA binding. NCBI's taxonomy places the organism in Eukaryota, Viridiplantae, Streptophyta, Magnoliopsida, Rosales, Rosaceae.